This is a messenger RNA of Vicia villosa (hairy vetch), 648 nucleotides long. RefSeq names its product protein MAIN-LIKE 1-like. NCBI's taxonomy places the organism in Eukaryota, Viridiplantae, Streptophyta, Magnoliopsida, Fabales, Fabaceae. The transcript has 3 exons. Bases 1 to 648 code for a protein of 215 amino acids. The record is from RefSeq and is a predicted model, not a curated record. Gene Ontology annotation, biological process: meristem development; meristem maintenance.
AUGGGGUUUCCGGUUCUUGUUUCCCUCAGCCGGAUAACCCCCCCUUGGGUGGUUCGAAGAAGAGGAGGUGCGAACGACGGAAUGCGUCAAAGAGGAAGACAACGUCGAGAGGCUGAUGGCGAGGGACAACAGGGAGCUGCACCCGAGGUUGGUCCGCAGCAUCCGUCAUUUCCCGGAGGACCUACUGAUACAUCUUUAUUGGUUAGAUAUCAGAGUCAUGUUGCCUAUCAUUUAUGGUUGGGCGAGGAGAGACGACCAAAGCCAACCUUAAAGGUUGCUGCACAUGGCAGCAAAUUAAUAGGAUGGGUUCCGCCAAUGCUCUCAAGGCAGAUGAAUGAUUGGCUAGUUGCAUCUGGUCUGUCAUCUUUGCAACAUACUAGUUUGGCCAGUGUAGAUACACAUCUGUUAUCUGCUUUUGUUGAGAGAUGGCAUCCUGAAACAUCGUCAUUUCAUAUGCCAUUCGGCGAGAUGACCAUCACGCUAUAUGAUGUUUCAUGUCUUCUUCAUGUACCGAUUAGGGGCGAGCUGGUUGACCCCGAUGUUGUUGUCACCGAUUAUGAUGCUAUCCAUCUAACUGUUGAGUUGUUUGGUGUUUCACUGAGUGAUGCAACUACGGAGGCUUCUACUGUUAGGGGUCAAAUUACUUAG